AUGGCCCCCAUCGCCAAAUCUAUCGCCCUGGCGGGUGCCCUCUGCGCCGCUCUGUCCUCCGCUGCCCCCGUCAAGCGUGAGAACAUCGUCGUCUGGGAGACCUCCACCACCGUCGAGUGGACCACCGUGGAUAUCACCACCACCGUCUACCCCCCCGCGGCCCCCACCGUCCACACCUCCAUCGUCAACCUGACGCCGGCCGUGCCGACCUCUCAGCCCCAGCCGGAGCCCACCGAGGAGCCUGAGGACCCGCCCAAGACCACCCAGACCCCUCCGCCCCCUCCCAAGCCCACCACCACUACCACCACUGCGCCUCCUCCGCCUCCCAAGACCACCGAGGCCCCUCCGCCUCCCAAGACUACGGAGGCUCCUCCGCCGCCGCCCACGACCACUCAGGCUCCUCCCCCUCCCCCUCAGACUACCCGGGCCCCUCCCCCGCCCGCGCCUACCUCCGGCGGUGGCCACACCGGCUCCUGCUCCAAGGACACCCCGUGCAAGGGCCAGGUCACCUACUACGACACCGCCACUGACCCCUCCGCCCCCAGCAGCUGUGGCUGGACCAACGACGGUGAGAGCGAGGCCGUGCUGGCCCUGCCCGUUGGCCUCAUGAAGGACUCCGACUGCGGCCGCAUGGUCACCGUCAAGUACGGCGGCGUCACCAAGCAGGGCAAGGUCGUCGACAAGUGCAUGGGUUGCGACAGCUCCUCCAUCGAUCUCUCUAAGCACUUCUUCGGCGAACUCGCCGAGAUGCUUGAGGGCCGUCUGCACGAUGUGGAGUGGUUCAUGGAAUAA
Messenger RNA from Aspergillus campestris IBT 28561, 792 nucleotides. RefSeq names its product RlpA-like double-psi beta-barrel domain-containing protein. The coding region runs from base 1 to 792 and encodes 263 amino acids. The transcript has a single exon. The record is from RefSeq and is a predicted model, not a curated record. Lineage: Eukaryota; Fungi; Ascomycota; Eurotiomycetes; Eurotiales; Aspergillaceae.